AGUGGGGUGGCUUUUUAAUUUUAGGUUAAAUUGGGCAAAAAGUUCAAAGGAGAAGGAAACCAUCAGAGCCCACACCCCAUAACCUCCCCCCUCUCGUGGGGAGAAUCAAUUUCUAAACCCACUUCAACGUUCUUGAACUUGAAUCUAUCUCUCUGACUCUCUCUCCAGAUCCAGCUGGAGUUGUUCAGAGGGUAGAUUUACGUUAAAUCACAUUGUAACUUUCCCAAGAAUCAUGACCUCCGAAGUUUGACUUCAAUCAGAGGCUUGAAAAGUCAGUGGAUGAUUCAAAGUCAAACAAAUUUAGGGGCGUUCAAUACUUUGAAACUUCGCACCCAAAAUUAGGGUUUUCAGAUUUCUCGAUUCCUACAAAGAUUUCGUAUGGCCGUUGCCAAGAGCGACACCAGAAGAUAUAACGAAUCAUCUUUCAAAUUCCACAACUGUUUCAAAGUCGAUAGCUUGACAGAAACCAUACUAGAAACCGAUCAGAUCUCAAAUCUAAAAGAUCGAUAUGUUCUUGGAGACCAAUUGGGGUGGGGGCAAUUUGGUAUAAUCCGAGAAUGCUCCGAUAAAUUGACGGGAGAGGUAUUGGCCUGCAAAUCAAUAUCAAAAAACAGACUCGUGACUGAUGAAGAUGUAAGAAGCAUCAAACUUGAGAUUGAGAUAAUGACUAGGUUGUCUGGGCAUCCAAACGUGGUUGAUCUCAAAGCAGUUUAUGAAGAAGAAGGUUAUGUUCAUCUGGUUAUGGAGUUAUGUGCAGGUGGAGAGCUUUUUCAUCGGUUAGAAAAACAAGGGAGAUUUUCUGAAUCUGAGGCUCGGAUCUUAUUCAGGCAUUUAAUGCAAGUGGUGAGGUUUUGUCAUGAUAAAGGUAUUGUUCAUAGAGAUUUAAAACCCGAAAAUAUUUUAUUAGCCACAAAAGCAUCAUCUUCUCAGAUCAAGUUGGCUGAUUUUGGCCUCGCAACAUACAUUAAUCCAGGAGAAAGUUUGCAUGGGACGGUUGGGAGUCCGUUUUAUAUAGCACCGGAGGUAUUGGCGGGAGGUUACAACCAAGCUGCUGAUGUAUGGAGUGCAGGGGUAAUUCUGUACAUUCUUCUUAGUGGGAAGCCACCAUUUUGGGGGAAGACUAAAUCACGAAUAUUUGAUGCGGUCAGAGCUGCUGCUUUGAGAUUCCAGCCAGAUCCCUGGAAUGGAAUCUCUGAUUCCGCCAAAGAAUUGAUCAGAGGAAUGCUCCAUACCGAUCCUUCUGUGAGGCUCACCGCUCAACAAGUUCUUGAUCAUACAUGGACUAGUGGCAUUGGGCCAAUACCUAAAUCACCUCCAACUUGUGAACAACUUGAUUUAGCAGGAAGCCCGACAUCAUCUUUAUUCAUGGCCCGUAAUGAUGACAUCAGCUUUGGGCUUGGAUCUCCAAUCAUAUGUGAAACAUUCAGUUGCAAGUCAUCAUUUUCUUCAUUCCUUGUGGAGCCCAUGACACCUCUUGUGAACUCCUGCGGGUUUUCUUUCCGUAGCAGUGGUGGGUCCGGGUCCGGGUCCGGAUCAUCAAAUACCACCACCCUAGACUUCUGCACUCCGAUCCAUUCCAUGCCAAGUUUCUCCUUCUUUGGGCCGGGUCCGGAUACGGAUCAUGACCCGCCCGUGUCGGUGUGCUUGUUGGGUCUGGAUACGAGGGAAGUGAAAGAGCAGAGAUUGGGUGAGGUUAAAAGGGGAGGCGGGUCGAGGAUAUCGGGGAUUCAUAGUAAGAGGAACCGUACGAUCGGGUUGGGAGAAUUUGAGCCGUUGGAUCUUGUGGUUGCGGAGUCGGUUAUCCGGUGGGUGUCGUGCACGCAGCUAUCAGCGUCCCUUAGGUCUGAUUUUGUUUGUUGAAGUCGAAGUUGGAAGUUGGAUUUUGACUUUUAUUCUCUUGAGUCUUGAGUUUGAUGAUAUAAAAUGUUAGUUGACUUGUUACUAUUUAUAGUGGAGAUGUACAAAAAGGAUUGGGCUUUUGAUAUUGUUAAGGCCGGUCCGGUCCUGCUAUGUGAUAUCCGGCUGGGCUAAACCGGUCUAGGCCAGUGUUCUAAUA
Molecule: messenger RNA, 2056 nt
Organism: Lactuca sativa (garden lettuce)
Lineage: Eukaryota; Viridiplantae; Streptophyta; Magnoliopsida; Asterales; Asteraceae
Gene: PEPKR1
Product: phosphoenolpyruvate carboxylase-related kinase 1
Biological process (GO): protein phosphorylation
Molecular function (GO): protein kinase activity; ATP binding
Source: RefSeq, a predicted model, not a curated record